AAACCCAGCCCACAGUUUGGGUUAUUGCUGCCUCCUUCUAAAACCUGCAGAUUCCCCCAGCCCUUCCAAGAGCCUGAAGUUUCCUCAGCCCUGCUGCCGGCACUGUCAGGGUUUGCUGAAAGAUGAGGGUCUGGAUCUUCUUCCUGCUCUGCCUAGCAGGCAGAACCCUGGCGGCGCCGCAGGAGGCUCUUCCUGAUGAGACGGAGGUCAUCGAAGAUCCCACCACAGAGGAGCCCGUGGGAAUGAACCCUGUCCAGGUGGAGGUGGGCGAGUUCGAGGAACCCACUGAGGAUGUAGAGGAGAUCGUUGCAGAGAAUCCCUGCCAGAACCAUCACUGCAAGCAUGGCAAGGUGUGUGAGCUGGAUGACAACAACUCACCCAUGUGCGUGUGCCAGGACCCCUCCAGCUGCCCAGCCACCGCUGGCAUGUUCGAGAAGGUCUGCGGUACUGAUAAUAAGACCUACGACUCCUCCUGCCAUUUCUUUGCCACCAAGUGCACCUUGGAGGGAACCAAGAAAGGACACAAACUGCACCUGGACUACAUUGGACCUUGCAAAUUCAUCCCUGCCUGCCUGGACACAGAGCUGACUGAGUUCCCCCUGCGCAUGCGGGACUGGCUCAAGAACGUGCUGAUCACCCUGUAUGAGCGUGAUGAGGACAACAACCUUCUGACUGAGAAGCAGAAGCUCAAGGUGAAGAAGAUCCAUGAGAAUGAGAAACGCCUGGAAGCUGGUGACCAUGCUGUGGAGCUGCUGGCCCGUGACUUUGAGAAGAACUACAACAUGUACAUCUUCCCCGUGCACUGGCAGUUUGGCCAGCUGGACCAGCACCCCAUCGAUGGGUACCUGUCCCACACCGAGCUGGCCCCUCUCCGCGCCCCCCUCAUCCCCAUGGAGCACUGCACCACCCGCUUCUUUGAGGCCUGUGACCUGGACAACGACAAGUACAUCGCCCUGGAGGAGUGGGCCAGCUGCUUCGGCAUUAAGGAGCAGGAUAUAGACAAGGAUCUUGUGAUCUAAAGCUCCAGCUUUCCUCUCUGCUGCCAGUUUUGUCUUGUUUUAACCUUCCCACUUCCUACAGUUUUUAAACCUCUUUUAUUUCAUUUUGUUUUUCCCUGGGAACAAGGUGCUAAUAUAGAUCUAAACAUAUAUAGUAACGGUGCUAAGAGAAAUAACAGUCCUCCUUAAUAGCCUAAUCUAUUACCACUAAAUUACUCACUCGGCUGUUUCCACAUGCUCUAAUCAGUCCUUUCUCCCCGAUGUCUUUACAAUUGACUGACCCUGUUCCUUUCCUAAAUAUCUGCUCCGUCUCCAUAUCCACUCUUGGAUAGACUUCUGCUAACUUCUUACUAACAGCACAUUCUUCGGACACUUCAGUGUAGGCACAAAGGCAUCGCAGCUGAUUUACCGCCCUGAGUUACAGACCGCAACCAAGGGAAGGCAGGCCCCGAGGAUGUUGGAAGUUUGGGCUUUUCGAGCAGAGCGGCUGCCAGUGACUUUGUGGACUGCUGGAUUUCAGCGUGUGGAGGGGGGGGGAUGGAGAGGGGGUGAGACAGGUAGAGGAGAGCCAGAGUGGCAGGAUUUUGGGGUUACUUUUCUUAAUUAUUAUUAUUUCCAGGGCUUGAAUUUAACAAUCAUUGGGCGUGAAAAAGAACUUCGUUGACCAAACAAAUGAAUGGGACAAUGCACAAAAAUUCAAACAAAUAAAAUGAAACACAUGCCAUCCUGUAAAAUCCCCUCUAAAAAUAAAGGUUUGAAAAUGCUCUGUGCUUUACCAUUACUCAA
Molecule: messenger RNA, 1784 nt
Organism: Rhea pennata
Lineage: Eukaryota; Metazoa; Chordata; Aves; Rheiformes; Rheidae
Gene: SPARC
Product: secreted protein acidic and cysteine rich
Exons: 10
Coding region: 123-1019 (298 amino acids)
Biological process (GO): anatomical structure development
Molecular function (GO): calcium ion binding; extracellular matrix binding; protein binding
Source: RefSeq, a predicted model, not a curated record